AUGGAGCGAUGCAGAGAGUUGGAGAAGGAGGAGGUCGUCACAUCUCGGUGUAUAUGUGUAACCAGGGACAGCAAGCUGACCAUGUUGCUAAGGGAGUCGCUAGGCAACAUGAACUGCCGGACCACCAUGAUUGCUCACAUCUCAGCCUCACCCAGAGAUUUCUCAGAAACCCUCUCCACCAUCCAGAUUGCUUCCCGGGUCCUCCGCAUGAAAAAGAAGAAAACUAAAGUCACCGUGCAAUACACCUCCAGCUCCUCUGGUGGCGAAAGCUCCUGUGAGGAGGGCCGCAUGCGUCGUCCUACCCAUCUCCGGCCUUUCCAUCAGCGCGGUGACACCGACUCUGACCUCCCCUUGCUGCGACUGUCCAGUGACCCUGAUGAAUACUCCAGCAGCGAGCAGUCCUGCGACACAGUGAUCUAUGUGGGCCCAAACGGGGCUGCAGUGUCCGAUAGAGAGCUGACGGACAAUGAAGGGCCGCCAGAAUUUGUUCCGAUAAUUCCUGCUCUGCUUCGAGGAAAAUCAUAGCAGAUUCAGACACAAAGCCAGACGGCCGGAGCGCAAAGCAAGUCUCAGCCAGAGGAGCAGUCGGGUGGUCCCGCUCAGCCCCUGUCGCAGGCCUCUCAGUCACUACUGGGUCAACCGUUGGCCCCCGUCCCAGAGGAGAGAGCUGAAUGCUUGAAGUGCAACACAUUUGCUGAGCUGCAGGAGAGACUGGACUGCAUUGAUGGCAGUGAAGAGGUGGCUAAGUUUCCUUUUGAAGAGGUUACAGUGAUUAAACAAGGUUCCAAACAAGAGCCAUGUCUAUCCUCAUCUCCAUCCUCUACCCCAGCUCUACCCAGCUCUGCAGCUGUGUUGGAUUCAGAAACAAAAACAGACUCUGCCGUAGGAGGAGCGGGGCAGUGCGUCUCCUCAGCAACAAGUGCCUCCAAGAGGAGGACCAAUGACCAGCAACUGCAGGAAAUCAAGGAGGUGGUGGAGGAGGCAGAGCUGGCUCAGACAAUGAUUCACAGCCUGGCUCAGAGUUCUGGAUGUCCCAUAGUCACGAGUGCCAGGAGUGUUACAGGAAGCAGCAACAUCACCUCAAACUCUCUGCACAAGACCAAGAGCGCCCACCUCCAUGACAGUCGUGAGAGUUUGAAUCUGGUGAGCUGUAAUUCUGACGGCAAGGCACGCCCUCUGGGAUCGCCGCGCCUUGGUAUCGCCAGUCUGACCAAAACGUCAGAGUACAGGCCUCCAUCCUCGCCAUCCCAGCGCUGUAAGGUGUACACCCAGAAGGGCGUUAUGCCGGCAACUCCCCCUCUGUCCUCACACACCCUGGCUCAGGACGGCCAGACCGCAGAGGCUUUGACCUCAGACAACAGUUUGGCUGCAGACAGCGGUCGUUCCUCCACAGAGUCCCUGCUGUCCAGAACUUCUCCUGCCGGCAUGAGCCCACAAGUCCGAGAGCCAACUGCGUCUUUGUCUGCCAGCCUUGGCUCAGCUGAGACUCUCUGCGACGAUGACGUCCCUCCGAUACCUCUGGACACUCACCUCGUAGCUGCAGGACCGGCUGUGUCUGUGGUAGCAGUUGGACCUGUUGUGCUUGGCGAGGAUGAGCCGAUGUACGCCGUGGUUCCUGGAGUCGCAGAGGACCAAAGUGUCACAGCUGAGGUUCAGGGCUCGGUCUGUCGGCCAACCAGCAUCAUGAGUUUCGGCAGUGACUGUGACUCAGUCACCGCUCUGGCGUCGCGCUCUCAACCCAUCAGCAACUUGAGUGAUCUGGCUUUGAACAGGGCUGUGGAGGGUUAUCAAAUGCCCGCAUGUCCCGUCACAACCUCAGGAGUGACGGAAGUCGUUGCAAUGGCAGAGGUGGCAAUGGCCAAGCUGCGGAAUGAAGGUGAAGCCAUCGUCACAGGACUGUCUACCUGUGGUUCACCCAUCACCUCCUGGAUGAGCGACCUGAGUAUGGGCAGUGAAGCUGACCAGUCUCUCCACAGUUUCAGCCAGUCCCAGAGCCAGCAGGGAGAAGCUCUAGCAGACCCUGACCCCAACCAGAGCUUUGGAGUAGAUGGCUUUGGUGAAUAUGAAAGCAGCGGCAGAUCACGAAGAGGGAGCAUGGAGGGAGAACUGGUCCUGUCAGAAAACCUGAGUGAUAAAAGCACUCCUACCAAAGACAGACUUAGAAAGCUGCCUCCCUCCAUGGCUAAAACUAACAUCCAAAUUCUCACGGGACCUACAAACAUCUCUCCUUUCAAGAGCAGUGUCAGUGGUCAGCCGUGUGUGGCUGUCAAACCCAUGGUCAUACAGGAACCCACCAUCAUCUCCUCACCAACAAAGACCAACCUGAUGAAAGACCCGGUCAAGUGCAACGCAGCACUCCUGGCUUCCAUCUCCAGUGAGAUGAGCUUUGAGGACCCCUGGCUGAAACGCGGCACAGAGGAGGGAAAGUCCAGGGAGCUGGUGUGUGAAGUGAAACCCGAGAAGAGAGAGGCUGAAUCCUUUAAGAGCAAAACUGAUGAAAGAGCUGUAUGCGGGAACGACCAGACUCUGCGGAGGGUAAGACAUGGUGGAGAUCAUGGCAGCUCUAGUUCAGGCGGGGAGGUGGUGUCUUCUCCAGACUCCUUUAAAAGAGUGGUGGAUGGUUGUGAGAUGGUUGCUGUUAUCCAAGGUGAAGGCUUCACAAGUAUCUACAGCCCUGAUAUUCAUCGCACAGCCAGUCUCCCACGUGGCUGGCAUCGUCUUAACCGCCAUGACGGUUUAGACAAUGGCACCGAGUACUGCAACCUCGGGGUCACCACCUCCACUCCCUGUAGUCCCCGGGCUACGCUGGACCGCUGGGGAAAGCAGGGCUUUUUCUCCCAGAAGAAGGGAGGAAUCCCACCCCUUCCACCAGUGCGAAAGUCAAGCCUUGAUCAACGGAACAGGGCAGCCAGUCCUCUUCACCUGUCCAGCCAUGGCGUCUCGUCUCUUGGCAGCUCACAAGAUGAUGCGGGGAUAUCUGGAAGCGGUGUUACCAGACAGCGUGGCUCCAGCAUAGACAGCAGUAGACUUUUCAGUGCCAAGCUGGAGCAGCUUGCCAAUAGAACUAACUCUCUUGGCCGAGUCCACAGUUCACACAAUGGAUCCCACCAUUACGACUGCUUCUCCCUGGAGAGAGGGGAGAGCCUGAAAGGGGGAGGAGUCAGGGGGGACAGCACCAUGCCUCGCACUGGACGAAGCCUCACCCGUGCCGGAUCGGUUUCCUCCCCAAGUGGAAACGCCAGCAGCCUCAGUCUCAGUGGGAGCCCCGGUUCCAGCAGCGCUCCACAGUCUCCAGCCAAGACCAGCGGUCAGUCAAAGAUCUCAGCCGUCAGUAAGCUGCUGAUGACCAGCAGUCCUAAAUCCAGGAGCCUGUCUGCCUCCAGCACCAAGACUCUGAGCUUCUCAACCAAGUCUUUAAGCCAAACGUCCAGCCGCAGCUCCAGCCUUCCACCGAAUGGAAAGCCACAGAGUUCAGCCCAGGGACCUCUGCAGCAGCAGGAGAGACCUUCUACUGGGUCUUGGUCUACGCAGUCUCUGAGCCGCAGUCGAGGGGGAAGUCUGACUGCCAAAUUGCCUCUCCGUGCUGUCAACGGUCGAAUCUCAGAACUCCUCCAGGGAAGUGCAGUCCGUUCGAGGAGCCAUGCCCAGGGAGGAGGCACAGAUCCAGCUGAGGAAAGGGGAGUCACAGGAGCAAGCGGCGGGGGAGCUGGUGCAGGAGGCGUUGGUGGAGAUGCCCCAGGAGAAGAGAGGGCAGCAGUGGUCCAAACACUGCCCUCUCCCUACAGCAAGAUCACGGCUCCCAGAAAACCUCACCGGUGCAGCAGCGGCCACGCCAGUGACAACAGCAGUGUGCUGAGUGGUGAGCUCCCACCUGCCAUGGGGAAGACUGCCCUCUUUUACCACAGCGGAGGCAGCAGUGGCUAUGAAAGCAUGCUGAGAGACAGCAGCGAGAACACCGGGAGCACCUCCUCCGCUCAGGACUCCCUCAGUGAACACAGUUCAGCUACCACCUCCUCCCGACGGAGCUCCAAAAGCAGCAAGAAGAGCAGGAGCAACACAGGCCUUCAGCGUCGACGUCUGAUCCCCGCUCUGACCUUGGACUCAUCAUCUUCAUCACCAUCUCACCGCUCCUCCAAGCAGGCUGUCACGUCAUCCUCUUCGUCCUCUUCCAGCCCAGGGGCAUGCUGGGUAGAUGGACCACUGGGACCUCCUGCACCCUCAAAUCUUCGGGGUGCAGCUGCCACGACCGAGACCUUUGAGAUCAAAGUUUAUGAAAUUGAUGACGUUGAGCGGCUACAGAAGAGGAAGGACAAAGGAUGGAACAAGGAGGUGGUGUACGUCAGUGCCAAGCUUCGCCUGCUGGAGCACCGCCAGCAGCGCAUCAGUGAAGUCCGAGCCAAGUACCAGUGUCUGAAGAAAGAGCUGGAGCAAACCAAGCAAUACCUGAUGCUGGAGCCGCACAAGUGGACCAAUGAGUUCGACCUGCAGCAGCCCUACGAGGUGGACUCACUGGAGUAUCUGGAAGCUCUGGAGACCGUCACGGACAAACUGGAGACCAGAGUGAACUUCUGCAAAGCCCACCUCAUGAUGAUCACCUGCUUCGAUGUGUCCUCAAGACAUCGGUACAAAUGAAGGGACGAAGAUACAAACACUGCUAGACUUCUAUUGUGAGAC
Salarias fasciatus (jewelled blenny) is the source of this 4674-nucleotide messenger RNA. RefSeq names its product kinesin family member 26Ba (gene kif26ba). Gene Ontology annotation, molecular function: ATP binding; microtubule motor activity; microtubule binding. Gene Ontology annotation, biological process: microtubule-based movement. The record is from RefSeq and is a predicted model, not a curated record. Lineage: Eukaryota; Metazoa; Chordata; Actinopteri; Blenniiformes; Blenniidae.